This is a messenger RNA of Aegilops tauschii subsp. strangulata, 1420 nucleotides long. Its product is annotated as expansin-A5. The record is from RefSeq and is a predicted model, not a curated record. Gene Ontology annotation, biological process: plant-type cell wall organization. Gene Ontology annotation, cellular component: extracellular region. NCBI's taxonomy places the organism in Eukaryota, Viridiplantae, Streptophyta, Magnoliopsida, Poales, Poaceae.
GGCACCAAAGCACAUCCCCACCGCGCUCCACCCACCCCAGCCGGCCUCACCGCGCGCCAGGCAGCCGCUCCACCGUGCGUGCCAAUGGCGCCCGUCCGAGCAGCCCUCCUCGCCUUCCUCGUGGCCGCGCUGCUCCCGCUCGCCCUGUCCCGCGGGCAGGGGCGUGGCCCGCACCUGCCGGGGCACGGCCUGGUGCAUCGCCACGGGCCUGGCAUCGGUCACCACGCCCACGCGCCGCUCGGCGGUGGCGCCUGGGCCUCCGCGCACGCCACCUUCUACGGCGGCGGUGACGCCUCCGGCACCAUGGGUGGGGCGUGCGGCUACGGGAACCUCUACAGCACGGGGUACGGCUCCAACACGGCGGCCCUCAGCACGGCGCUCUUCAACAACGGCCUCAGCUGCGGGGCCUGCUUCGAGGUGCGGUGCGACCCGGGCGGCACCGAGGCCGGCGCGCCCCACGCCUGCCUCCCCGGCUCCACCGUGGUGACCGCCACCAACUUCUGCCCGCCCAACUUCGGCGAGUCCUCCGACGCCGGCGGCUGGUGCAACCCUCCCCGCGCCCACUUCGACAUGUCCCAGCCCGUCUUCCAGCGCAUCGCGCUCUACCGGGCCGGCAUUGUCCCCGUCUCCUACCGCAGGGUGGCGUGCCAGAAGAAGGGCGGCAUCCGGUUCACCAUCAACGGCCACUCCUACUUCAACCUGGUGCUCGUCACCAACGUGGGCGGCCCCGGCGACGUGCACGCGGUGUCCGUCAAGUCCACGCGCUCGGCGGCGUGGCAGUCGCUCUCCCGCAACUGGGGGCAGAACUGGCAGAGCAACGCGCUCCUCGACGGGCAGGGCCUCUCCUUCCGCGUCACGGCCGGCAACGGCCAGUCCGUGGUCUCCAACAACGCCGUCCCGCGCGGCUGGUCCUUCGGCCAGACCUUCAGCGGCGCCCAGUUCCACUGACCGCCCGCGUCAUCCAUCCGCCGAAGCAGUACUAUCUUGUAGUAGUAGUGGUCAGUAGUGUUCGUCGUCAACCUCCCGAUUGGAGCGUGCUGGGAAGCGCCAUGGUUUUAUGAUGGUUCUUCCACAAGCAUCCGACGCUCUUUGGGGAUUGGAAGCAGUAGCAGGUAGUUAGGCCUAGUAUUAUCAUGGGCUUUUAAUUGUCUGGUUAGCGCGCGUGAGUGAGUGAGUGGUAGCUGAAGCCUAAAGCAUUUGAACGAGGUUUUGGCUAGGAUGGCAGCGGUGGUAAAGGCCGGCUUGAUUAACCGACGCCGCCUUGUAUCACCCGCCUGUUUAGCGAGUGGGCCUCUUGGGUGGUGGCCUUUGUCUCGUGGAUGUUUUGGUGUGGUACUCUUCUGUCUGUGUGGUGUGUGUGCUUGGCUGUGAUGUAACCUCAGACCGAGUUAAUUUAAGCCUCUGGCUUUUGCAUGUUUUA